Messenger RNA from Saxophila tyrrhenica, 912 nucleotides. RefSeq lists its product as uncharacterized. Gene Ontology annotation, cellular component: peroxisome. The transcript is spliced from 2 exons. The record is from RefSeq and is a predicted model, not a curated record. Gene Ontology annotation, biological process: urate catabolic process; purine nucleobase catabolic process. Gene Ontology annotation, molecular function: urate oxidase activity. Bases 1 to 912 code for a protein of 303 amino acids. Lineage: Eukaryota; Fungi; Ascomycota; Dothideomycetes; Mycosphaerellales; Extremaceae.
AUGUCCAACGCGACCCUCUCCCACGCCCAAUACGGCAAGGACAAUGUCCGCCUCUACAAAGUCCAACGACACCCGGACAAGACCCAAUCCGUCACCGAGAUGACCGUCUGCUCCUUGCUCGAAGGCGACAUUGCCGCUUCGUGGACGAAGGCCGACAACGCCAGCAUCGUCGCUACGGAUACGCAGAAGCAGACCGCGUAUGUGAUGGCGAAGCAACAUCCUGUCAACCCUCCCGAGCUCUUCGCUGCGAUCCUGGCUCAACAUUACAUCGAUACCUACGAGUGGAUGACGAAGGCACAUGUGUGGGUGACAGUACAUCGAUGGACGAGGAUGGAGGUGGACGGGAAGCCGCAUCCCCAUAGCUUCUUGAGGGAUGGGGAGGACAAGAGGGUGGUGGAGUGUACCGCUGAGCGAGGGAAGGGCAUCAGCAUUCGGAGUGGAAUCACAGGGCUGUUGGUGCUUAAGAGUACGGGAUCACAGUUCUGGGGCUACCACAAGGACGAGUACACUCGAUUGCCUGAGACCCGAGACCGGAUACUGAGCACCGAAGUCGAAGCCGGCUGGAAUUGGCGGAUCUUCAAGACAUUAGCGGAUGUGGAAAAGGAGCAAGGUGUAUUUGACCAGGCGUGGACCGAUGCCAGGACAAUCACGCUGGAGACCUUCGCGAAGGAGGACAGUCCGAGCGUGCAGAAUACGAUGUAUCUGAUGUCUGAGCAGAUACUGGCGAAGGUGCCGAUGGUGGAUUCCGUGGAGUACAAAUUGCCGAACAAGCAUUACUUUGAGAUUGACCUCAGCUGGUUCAAGGGCCUGAAGAACACAGGCGAGGACGCGGAGGUGUAUGCACCGCAAAGCGAUCCCAACGGUCUGAUUCAGUGUACCGUCACGAGACAGGGCAGCUCGUCGAAGCUUUAA